CUCUGUAUCUCCUUCCCAAGUUUUCUUGGUGGAACGAUAUAGAUGGAGCUGGAUUCUCUCCUGCAACGUUACCGUCGUGAUCGCACCAAGCUCUUGGAGUUCCUGUUAUCCUCAGGUUUAGUCAAAGAAAUUCGUACGUCGUCUGGCCCCACCGCUUCUGUUUCCGACCUCGACGUCGACUCGAUCAGUGCCGAUUACAUCCUCCAAUGCUUAAAAUCUGGUGGAAUUGUGGAUGUGCAUGAAGCGACUAAGAGCCAUUAUGCGGAAUCUGCUUAUCCAAUAAUGGUUCAGUCCAAGUUUAGGGAUUCCUAUUAUCUUACUUCUGAUCCUGGUUCUGCUGGAUCUCCUCCUCGGCGUGUGCCUCCUCCAAUUCAUGUGAGCCAAACAGCUAAUCAUGCUUCAUCUUCAUCUAGUCAGAAGGAUCCUCUCAAUGCUAAGAAUAAAAUAUCUGAAGAUAACUUUGCUUUUACACAUAAAGCAUCCAGAGGAGUUCCUUUGAAGCCAGUAGAAAAUGCGGGAAUUCCUUUGCUUAGACUGCCUAGCCUUAGAACAGGAUUGUCAGAUGAUGACUUGCGAGAAUCAGCCUAUGAGUUAUUACUUGCAUCAAUGUCAUAUUCUGGGGUUGAAGUGUAUUCUGUUGAAGACAGAAAAAAAGAAAAGAGUUCUAAAAUUUUGUCUGGGUUAAGAAGUAAAAGGGACAAAACACAUCUACAAUCUCCAUCAUCAGAGAGACAUUCAGAACUUACUGAUACUAUCCGUGUUCAGAUGCAGAUUUCAGAAGCAUUGGAUCAGUGCAUUAGGCGAAAUAUGGUUCAGCUUGCUGCAAGGAGAACUUGUGGACAAAUUGAUCUUCCUCAAAUCUCAUUGGAACUAUUGAUUGGCAUUUUCAAGUCCGAUUUUCUUAAUGAAAAAUAUUAUGUACAAUGGAAGCGUAGACAGGCAAAUAUAUUAGAAGAAUUUCUAUGUUUCUCUGCUCAACUUAUGACAAUUGAUCGUCGAACCACUAGAAGUUGUCUUGCAAAGAGCAAGGAUUGGUUGUCUAAUAUACAAGCAAAUAUAUUAGAAGAAUUUCUAUGUUUCUCUGCUCAACUUAUGACAAUUGAUCGUCGAACCACUAGAAGUUGUCUUGCAAAGAUCAAGGAUACAAAGGAAUGGGAUGACAAUAUGUCUCCUUCUCAACGCAUAGAGGUUCUGUCAUCUAUUAGGCAGGUAGCUUCAAAGCUGUCAUCUCUUCCUGGACAAUUUGGUAUCCCACGUGAAACACAGUAUUGGACUGCUGCUUAUCACUUGAACAUUAGACUUUAUGAAAAAUUGCUUUAUGGCUUGUUUGAUAUUCUUGAUGAAGGCCAACUCAUUGAGGAAGCUGAUGCUAUCUUCUCACUUAUCAAACUCACAUGGUCCACUUUGGGCAUCACUAAGAAAAUGCAUAAUGCAUUAUAUGGGUGGGUCCUUUUUCAACAGUUUGUUAGCACAGAGGAAGGCAUGCUAUUAGAACAUGCCAUUCGUGAGUUACAGUGCGCUCUAUCGCCUUUGGAGGUUGAUGAGAAGGAAGAGCAGUAUAUGAACAGCUUAGUGUGUUUAAGGGAAUUCAAGGGUGGUGAAAGGAAGUUAAAUCUGGUACAGGGCAUUUCUCUCUCAGUAGGUACUUGGUGUGACAUUAAACUGCAAAACUACCAUCUGCAUUUUAGUCAGAAAUCUUCUAACUUCGGAAGGGUGAUGGCAUUGGCAUCAUUAGUUGGAAUUUUAGGUUCUGGUGAUUGUGCUGAAGCCAAGUUAAACAAGAUGAAUGCUUUGGAUGACCGUGCUAACAGAAAAAUCAAAAAAUACGUCAAGAGGUCCAUUGAAGCUGCCUUGAGGCGGGUCACAGAUACCAUACUGGAAUAUAAGGUAGAAAGGGCCCAUCCUUUGGCUCUACUUGCAAAUGAACUCACAUUGCUUGCAGAGAAAGAGUUAAAUGUCUUCUUUCCAGUGCUUCGUCAAUGGUGUCCUGAGUCUGUGAGAAUCUCAGCCAAGCUACUACACCAAUUUUAUGGUGAAAAACUGGUUCCAUUCCUUGGAGGAGUGUCAUCUCUUUCAGAAGAUGUUAGAUCUGUAUUUCCUGCUGCUUACAUGUUGGAUCACACACUCAGCCAGCUUUAUACUUCUUCUCUUGAAGACAGCACUUUGCGUCACUCUGUCAGCCAAGAUUUGGGUCAUUAUCAGAUUGAAAAGGCGUUAGGGCCAAUACUUCUUGAUUGGUUAAUUGGUCAGCAUGCACAUAUAAUGGAAUGGACUGGGAGAGCAUUAGAUAUUGAGGACUGGGAGCCAUUGUCUUUUCAUCAAAAACAGGCAGCAUCAAUAAUUGAAGUUUUUAGGAUUAUAGAGGAGACUGUGGAUCAAUCAUUUGGUUUGAAACUCCCUGUGGAUAUAACACACUUACAAGCUCUUUUAUCCAUAGUUUACCACAGCUUGGAUGGCUAUUUGCAGAGAAUGCUCAAUGAGUUAGUUGAGAAGAAUCAUCUCUAUCCGUUAGCUCCUCCUUUGACUCGUUACGGAGAGACAAUUAUUCCAAUGAUUAAGAAAAGGUUGAAUGAGUGCAAAGCUUUGGAUGACAAUGUGCUUAAAAAGUUGAAUGAAUUGACAGUACCAAGACUAUGUAUCAAAUUGAACACUGUUCAGUUCAUUCAGAAACAGCUUGGCUUGCUAGAAGAUGGCAUUAGAAGUUCUUGGGCAAAUGUCACACCAUCUCUUAAUAAAAAAUGUUAUGGAGAAGAGCCAGAGGAAUCUUUAGAGAGUGGUUCACUAACACAAAAUGAAGCAGUAGAUGAACUGUUUGACACCACUUUUAACAGUAUUCGGGAUACUAUUGGAAAUGUGACCAAAAAAAUUUCUGAUCUGAUUGGAACAAGAGUUGUCUUUUGGGACCUGAGAGACACCUUCCUGUUCCUUUUAUAUCGUGGUAGCGUGGAAAGUGCUCGUUUAGACUGUUUCCUUUCACAUAUUGAUACUGUCCUGGACCACAUCUGUAGUUUGGUUGAUGAUGCUGUCAGAGAUCUUGUGGUUUUAAGCAUUUUUAAGGCAUCAUUGGAAGGCUUCGUUUGGGUAUUGCUGAAUGGAGGUCCUUCGAGGGCAUUUUCUGAUUCUGACGUCAUAAUGAUGGAAGAAGACCUAAAUAUAUUGAAGGAAUUCUUCAUUGCUGAAGGUGAAGGACUCCCUCGCUCAUUAGUCGAGCGGGAAGCAAAAUUUGCAGUACAGAUUCUUAGCUUGUUUUCUCUUCAGUCAGAAUCAAUUGUUCAGAUGUUAAUGUCGGCAAGUGAGCACAUUUCAGUGGGAUCAGAUUUACAUAAUCAUGGUCGCUUGCAGUUGGAAGAUGCCCAGACUUUAGUACGAGUUUUAUGUCACAAAAAGGAUGGAGAGGCAUCCAAAUUUUUAAAAAGGCAAUAUCAGCUUCCCAUGUCCUCAGAGUACGAUGAUUCUCCAUCAAGUGAUUCAACUUUGAGAUCAACUCUCACAUCAGACCUUCUGAAGGGGGGCACCUCAUUCCAAUGGAGCAAAAAGAGCCAGAGUAGUUUCAAAUCAUUUAAGAAGAAACUACAGGAAGCAACAUCCGAAAUCAGGAACAUGGCAAUUUAGUGGUACUGGAAGAUGAUAUUCUUCUAAAUCUAAAGUUUUUUCUGAAUCUUUUUCAGUCUUGGAGAUGGUCAAUCCUUGCUGGGAGAUUUUUGCGCUUGUGUAAUUGCCGAGCGAGAAUCAACUAGUAGCCUGUACGAGAAUCAAGCUAUAAAUCUCAGUGUUUGGCCAAGAUACCAUAUGGAUUUAUCCUGUUGUGUGUGUUUAUUAUUGAAUGUACAGAGUUGAACCACUGACGCGUAAUGUGUAAAUAAAUAUGAGAAAAUUUGCAUAUACAAGACCUGAACGCACAGCUUUAAGGCCUUGUUUGCUUAGAGGGACAAUUUUAUUAAAAUAAUUUUUAUGAAAAAAA
Messenger RNA from Rubroshorea leprosula, 3961 nucleotides. The record is from the annotation of a GenBank genome assembly. Lineage: Eukaryota; Viridiplantae; Streptophyta; Magnoliopsida; Malvales; Dipterocarpaceae.